Molecule: messenger RNA, 1430 nt
Organism: Rhinopithecus roxellana (golden snub-nosed monkey)
Lineage: Eukaryota; Metazoa; Chordata; Mammalia; Primates; Cercopithecidae
Gene: UBE2L6
Product: ubiquitin conjugating enzyme E2 L6
Exons: 4
Coding region: 190-723 (177 amino acids)
Source: RefSeq, a predicted model, not a curated record
ACUUGUGAUAAUAACUGGGUGCAUCUCCAGUGCAGGAAACGUCCUUGGCAUCUUGGUGCCAGGCAUUCUGCUACUGCUGGUGGUGGGUUAUGAACACAGAUGACCAGGAUGAAGUCCUUGCCUUGGAAUAAGCCCAUGGCCCAUCCCAUAAUUUGAUGCCUGCAUUACUAGAGUCCUGAGAAACACGGAAUGCUGAUUAGAAUUUGGGGCAAAGUUCCCUGGGUAUUCUCUGGAGAAAAGAUGCGGAGGUGGACCUGGAAGGCCUCCUGGAGUAGGUGGCUUGCAUUCGAGCUGGAGGAUCUUCAGAAUAAGCCUCCCCCGUACCUGCGGAACCUGUCCAGCAGUGAUGCCAAUGUCCUGGUGUGGCACGCUCUCCUCCUACCUGACCAACCUCCCUACCACCUCAAAGCCUUCAAUCUGUGCAUCACCUUCCCGCCUGAGUAUCCGUUCAGGGCUCCCACGAUCAAAUUCACAACCAAGAUCUACCACCCCAACGUGGACGAGAGCGGAUAUGUUUGCCUGCCCAUCAUCAGCAGUGAGAAUUGGAAGCCUUGCACCAAGACUUGCCAAGUCCUGGAGGCCCUGAAUGUGCUAGUGAAUAGACCGAAUAUCAGGGAGCCCCUGCGGAUGGACCUCGCUGACCUGCUGACAGAGAAUCCGGAGCUGUUCAGAAAGAAUGCUGAAGAGUUCACCCUCCAAUAUGGAGUGGACCGGCCCUCCUAACUCAUGUUCUGACCCUCUGUGCACUGGAUCCUUGCCAUGGUGGAUGGACACACCUCAUGGACUGAGGCCAGAGCCCCCUAUGGCCCAUUCCCCACUCAUUUUUUCUUUCUUAGGUUGUUAGUCAUUCGUUUGUGUGUGUGUGUGUGGUGGAGGGAAGGGAGCUGUGAGUGUGUGUGUUGUGUGUGGACUCACUCCCGGGUUCACCUGGCCACAGGUACACCCUUCCCACAGCCUUUGCAUCCCCCAGAGCUAAGGGAGUUUAAGUUUGCAGAGUUACAGGCCGGUUCUCCAGCUCUCCAUCUUAGAGAGACAGGUCAUCUUGCAGGCCCGCUUGCAGGAAAUAAGCCCAGCAGCCAACUCGAAUUCCCCUAGGGCUCAGGCACUGAGGGCCUGGGGACAGUGGAGCGUAUGGGUGGGAGACAUAUGGAGGGUACCCUAUUUACACCUGAGUCAGCGGAGCCACUGAUGGGAAUCUACAGAUUUAGGUGCGAAACCGUUUAUUUUCCACAGAUGAGUCACAAUCUGAAAAAUCAAACUUCCAUCCUGAAAAUCUGUAUGUUUCAAAACCACUUGCCAUCCUGUUAGAUUGCCAGUUCCUGGGACCAGGCCUCAGACUGUGAAGUGUGUGUCCUGCAGCAUCCAGUCCAGGGGGAGCCACAGAAACCGUGUUCUUGCUUAAGCCAUUAAAGUCAGAGAUGAAUUCUGGA